Molecule: messenger RNA, 324 nt
Organism: Lathyrus oleraceus (garden pea)
Lineage: Eukaryota; Viridiplantae; Streptophyta; Magnoliopsida; Fabales; Fabaceae
Exons: 1
Source: RefSeq, a predicted model, not a curated record
GACAACAACAACGACAACAACAACGACAACAACAACAACGACAACAACAACGACAACAACGACAACGACAACAACAACAACGACAACAACAAUGACAACAACAACAACGACAACAACAACGACAACAACAACGACAACAACAACGACAACGACAACCACAACGACAACCACAACGACAACGACAACGACAACAACAACGACAACAACAACAACAACAUCAUCAUCAACAACAACAACAACAACAACAACAGCAACAACAGCAGCAACAACAACAGCAACAGCAACAACAACAACAGCAACAGCAACAACAACAACAGCAACAUC